UGUCCUCAGUGCACAAACCUAACCCAGGAAAUGUUCGCAACCCGGGGAGCCCUGUGUCAUACACGGCCGUCAAGGAGUGCCCCGGACCACGCGUAGCUAAUUAGCUAUCCUUUCCUUUUCCUAGGCAGUGAUUCCAUCAAAAUAUUAUAAAUACGGGAGUCCAUAGAGGCACAAAUCAAAGCAGCUAGAUAAGCCUUCUAGAGGAGUUACUGCACAGGAGAAAGGAUUCAUCACACUGUCCUACUGUCUACAUAGUUUCAAACUCCAUCUUUAUACUAGCAGUUUAGAGAGAUUCGAGAUCGUCUGAACUUCACUUCGCAGCUCUUUGAGAACCUUUUCAAUAUUGCACAAUUAGCAUUCCAGACCGGAAAAGAAAGGUGAAAGUAUAAGAUGAGUGUUAAGAUCAUUCUCCUCGCCGUAGUCGUUGCCGUGGCCGUCUUCGUCGUGGCCGGAGGCUACAUGGUGUUCUUCACUAACCUCCUUGGUUGGAAAAACAAGGGGGAGAUGGACUCGAUGAACAGCACAGAGGGCGCCCUGCCUCCUGAUGGUGAUCCAACCUUGACACCAGGUGAUGAAGAUGAAAUGGUUGAUGAGAUAUUUCCUGAUUUCAUGACCAAUGACGUCAAACUGAAAUUGAUCCUCAAGGCUCUCGAUAUAUUAAAGACGUUGGAGGGUGAAAAUCCUGACUACGUGAACUCCCUUCUCCCCAGCAAUGACGAAAUGACUGAUGAACUCAAAAUCCGUCUGAUACUACAGGCUAUCACACUGCUAGAAGAUAAGCCUUUGACAUCAACGUUUGCAGGUCACGUGGUAGCUCGACUGAAACUCACUCUUAUCCUGAAGGCAAUAUCUAUUCUCAAGUAUGGUAAUUUUCAGGAGGUGAAGGUGGUUUCUGACGACCUGAAAUUCAUUCUUGUCCGUAAGGCGCUCCACAUUCUCAAGGUUUACCAAGGAGAUUUUGAAGACACCGUUUUCCACACGAAGAACAGGCUCCAUCUCAAAUUUAAACUAACACUCCUUUACCUUUCCUGGCAUAAAGCGGGAAGACGCCAUGCCCGUGACGUCGGCAGCGUCUGGCCAAUCAGAGGAGAGGAGGCUGAUCACACAGGCAGCCAAUUGAAACCACGCGUGCGUGUGAGAAUUGACAAUGGCGCCCUGAUUCCCGAUGUCGACGUGUCCACGCCGAGCGCGAGCGGAGGUGAGGUGGAUGAGGGGAUCAGAGUAAAGCCGACCCUUCGGGUGAGAAUCGAUAAUGGCGCCCUCAUCCCCGAUGUUGUCACUACGCAGACGACAGCCAGAGGGCGGGUACUCCCUGGAAAGAAAAAACUUCUCAAAAUCUUCAAGUGGCUAAAGUGGUUGCCAUAGGUGACACAUUAUUCAGACAGCUGGGAAUUAAUCAUUAAUACUUACAGUUUGAUGAGGUGAAACUGUUAAUUUGGGACCCAAGAACUGUAUUUUAAAUCAUUCUCCUUCACGCCAUGAUCUUGUAACAUUAUUUUUUUGACCAUAAAAAAAUCUGCAUAUAUCUUUCCCAGUAUUUAGGACGUGGUAAAGUUUGAGUAAUGAGGAGAAAAUUCACAAGUUUCAGUCAGUGCUGUACAUUGUGAUUGAUGACCAAACUUACUCAGCACUGUAUGUGCGGGCACGUACGACUUGCUCAACAAAAAUAGAAAUCAAACACACGAAUCUGAAUUUUUAUCAACAACUGUUAAUUUAGGUCAUUUUAAAUUGUAAUCUGUCUGUAUGUAAUAUGUAACUUUGAUGUUUUAGCAAGGAUUAUUCGGAAAUAAAGGUUUCCGAAGUGAAUUAGCAUUUAUAGUC
This is a messenger RNA of Acanthaster planci (crown-of-thorns starfish), 1821 nucleotides long. RefSeq lists its product as uncharacterized. The record is from RefSeq and is a predicted model, not a curated record. NCBI's taxonomy places the organism in Eukaryota, Metazoa, Echinodermata, Asteroidea, Valvatida, Acanthasteridae.